CGCCCGUGUACCGUCAAAGUGCGCGGACGCUGUAUCGCAGAUUGCCAUACGUGUAAAGUAUACCUAUAGCUACAUCUAGUGACAUGCGCGACAAUUUUAUUGCUCAUUACACGUAUUUUUUGCACGUUUGUUUACGGAAUAGCUCUACAUUCAAGUGCAUCGGUUGUUAUGUAAUACCAAAGACUUUUCAACGCUCUGUGUGUAAUUAACUUUUCGAGUGAUUAAGAAGCGGACUUUGUGCCAACUAUUCUUUUAGUGACAACCCCUUCGCGGUGCGUUCAUCCAACCACUGUAGUGAUAUCGUUAAAAAUGCAUGCGAACACUCAUUGUCAGGUGCUAAGGUUGAUUUGAGGACGCACACCCCUGAUAAGCGCGGGAACGCGUGUGUUUCUUCCCACCUACAAUUUUUGUUUUAUUUUUUUUUUGUUAAUUUUUUGUGGUAUUCCGACGGAUCUGGAUAAUCGUGUCAAAAUACUCCAUCUCAACGGUUCUGCCGUCACUGCAGAUGGGAGUGUUUGAAGAAAGGCCUUCUUACACGCCCGGGAUGCAUUGGCAGCAGCACGAACAAUACAUAGGCCCGGCGUAUGACCCAUCCCGCGACCUCUCGCCGAACCUCCCCUCGUGCGACUCGUCAAUGGGGGACGUAGAUCCCAGCAUCUCCAGCGGCAGUUCUUGCAGCACCCCAUCCAACAACAACCACCAGUCCUGCGGCUCGGACAUCUGCAGGCCGCCGCCAACUUCGACGCAUCUGCCACCGCAGUCGGUCACUCCCGUGGAACUCUGCAGGCCGCACUCCUCUUUCGCCGACCACAUACCAAAGUUAGAGCCGCUGCAGAAUCCCGGUUCGCCAUCGAGACCCCCGUCCAGCUGCGCAGACGAUAACGGCGGUUCGGGCUGUGCUGGUUGCGGUCUGCGCAUCACCGACAGAUUUUACUUGCAAGCCGUCGACCGGAGGUGGCACGCCACCUGUUUGCAGUGUUGCCAGUGCAGGAACACUUUAGACGGUGAAAAGACUUGUUUUUCAAAAGACGGGAAUAUUUUUUGUAAGAAGGAUUAUUAUAGAAUAUUCGGUAUGAAACGUUGCGGUCGUUGCCAGGCAACCAUCCUUUCCUCUGAGCUGGUGAUGCGCGCCCGCGAGCUAGUCUUCCACGUGCACUGCUUUUCCUGCGCAGUUUGCAAUUCGCCCUUAACCAAGGGCGACCACUUUGGCAUGAGGGAUGGGGCUGUUCUAUGCAGAUUGCAUUUCGAAAUGCCAAUGGCGGAACCGAUUCCCUCGGGGAUGUUCACCCCCGGCAUGCAUCACUAUCCGCCCCCGUUUCCCAGUCCGGAUUUCCACCACCACGCGGCGGUGCCUCCUCCCACCCCCGGCGACGGUGUGGGGAAAGUGCCCUUCUUUAACGGAGCUCCGACAACGCCCAGACAAAAGGGCCGGCCGCGGAAAAGGAAACCAAAGGACCUUGAGGGAAUGACAGCGAAUUUAGAUUUGAAUUCGGAUUAUUUGGACAUGUCGUUUGGAAGAUCGCCGGGCACGCCGGGAAUGCAUGGGUCCAAUCAACGGACGAAAAGGAUGAGGACAUCUUUCAAGCAUCAUCAGCUGAGGACCAUGAAGUCCUACUUUGCAAUCAAUCAUAAUCCGGAUGCGAAGGACCUUAAGCAACUAUCUCAAAAGACUGGAUUACCUAAGAGAGUACUGCAGGUGUGGUUCCAAAACGCACGGGCCAAAUGGCGAAGAAUGAUGCUAAAGCAAGAAGGCAAGUCUGGCGACAAGUUGUCGGGAUCGGAAAGCAUGAGUGACAUGGAUCUUUAUCCGCACGGUCCGGGCUCGAUGGGCAGUAGUAUCUCAAUGACGCCGCACAGUCCCUUCAACAUGCACACCGGCAGCCCUUCGUCCCUGGACUGCUCGUGAAAAAUAUUUUGAGGUUAGGAAAUCACGACCGAAUCACACACUUUGGGACACCGCGAGAGUUAAGUUCUUUUAUAUAUUAAAAUGUUAAAAGUACAAAAACAGGUUUUUGAAA
This is a messenger RNA of Brassicogethes aeneus, 2018 nucleotides long. The record is from the annotation of a GenBank genome assembly. Lineage: Eukaryota; Metazoa; Arthropoda; Insecta; Coleoptera; Nitidulidae.